Molecule: messenger RNA, 3351 nt
Organism: Hylaeus anthracinus
Lineage: Eukaryota; Metazoa; Arthropoda; Insecta; Hymenoptera; Colletidae
Product: RYamide receptor-like
Exons: 10
Coding region: 1132-2472 (446 amino acids)
Biological process (GO): G protein-coupled receptor signaling pathway
Cellular component (GO): membrane
Molecular function (GO): neuropeptide Y receptor activity
Source: RefSeq, a predicted model, not a curated record
AAGCGCGCACCGAUUCGAACCGUCUCCAAUCGCGACGUGUUCCGUCCGUUGGUGCGAUUCGAAAAAAUACAAUUUACAUGAAAGAACAGAAGAGCCAUGAAACCAACGAGCAGUCACGUUUAAAAUUUUAAACGAACGAGGCCCGAAGGAAACGUUCGACGCUUUUGACUCUUUAGCGAUCGAUAAAUAUGCGUUUAACCGAUGUCUAUGCAGCUUGAUCGAAAAACUUUCGUCCACGGAUUCUGACGAGAAAGAGGAUAAGGAAGUUAUCGGGGCAACGAAGAAGGAUUAAAGCGAAAACCAAUUUGCAACCCUAAGGGUCCAACGAAGAAUCUGUCGAAGCCCUUUGAUCCGAUCACGUGACUCUGUUUCAGCGUUCCGUUGCCGUCAACGUUCAAACGUCGCGUGCAACUGACUUAACCGUGUUUGUUAACAUAGAGCCGAACAGACUCGCACGAGACACGACUGUGCGUGGCAAUAUCGAUCAUUAAUAACGCGAACACGUACUGUUUUGCAUCCGCGGCCGAGACUACGUGGGCGCGUGCAAUAUUGGAUCACCCGCUGGGCUAAGUGACGCGGUAACUUUUCGAAAGUUCAAACAGUGUACAAACUACGAGGUAUCCAGGAUAUAUGCGUUACUACCGUGUUGUAAAAGCCAUAGAAACUACGGGCCAACUAUGUUAUGUGGAGUGAUAACAAUGUAGCCUGAGGCUACCACGCGAGAGGGAAUAUUCGAAAUUGUUGCACGUUUCGGAGAUUAAGUUGCUGACGUUAUCCGCGUGAUUGGAGAUUCCCCAUUCUGUUUCUCGCGAUCGGGCAGUUCUCGAUUGGCAAAUAAACGUGAAACGGGCCGUGUCGCGCUCGUCUUAUUCACACGAAACAUGUUCCCUCGAACCAUGGCAUCUUAGAUUGAACGUAACGGCUUCGGAAGCUGGAAGAGGCUGACAAAGAUGACGGUUUAGUCGCUGCCGAUUAUGAAAACUGCAAUUGAUUGCGCUGUAAUCGAUAGAUUUUCGCUCGACGAAGAACGAAUGUCGAGCACGUAACGAACGAGAUUCGCGAACGAUCAAUUCCACUUGUCGUCCGGAAGCACACUGGCAAGCGAAGGGACACCUAUCAAACGCUUCCACGAUGGACUUUUCAAUAGAAACCACGCUUAUGGACCUCGCCGUGAACGCUUCAUCGAAUAUUUCCACGGAAAACAAUUUUGAGAACAAGCACGAAGUCUCGCCUUUACCUCUCGUCAUUCUCAGCAUACUGUACGGAAGUAUAUCUAUUUUUGCGGUAGUAGGGAACUCCCUUGUCAUAUGGAUAAUCGGGACGUCCAAGCGAAUGCAGAAUGUAACAAACAUAUUUAUAGGAAACCUAGCAUUAGCGGACAUCGUCAUUGGUUUAUUCUCGAUUCCUUUUCGGUUUCAAGGGGCUCUACUGCAAAGAUGGGACCUGCCCUAUUUUAUGUGCCCUUUCAGCCCGUUUGUCCAAAUUCUCUCUGUGAACGUUUCGAUUUUCACACUGACGGCAAUCGCACUUGACCGACACAGAGCGAUUUUGAAACCUCUCAGCGUGAAACCGACCAAACGAACUGCUAAACUAGUCGUCGCUACAAUUUGGAUAAUUUCGGGAAUUUUGGCGACACCAGUGGCAAUUGCACAUCGUGUUAUGGAACCGAAAAACAAAAACCCGGAUCCACGCAACCCUGAUGAUUUCAAGUCGAUCUGCAUGUACGUGAAUCUUUCACAGAACGCGAUGUUAAUUUACGGAGCGGUGUUGGCAUUUUUGCAAUAUCUAAUGCCCCUUUCAAUCAUUUCUUGCGUCUAUGCAAGAGUGGCAUUGAAACUGUGGGGCAGCACAGCACCCGGAAACGCAGAAGAUUCUCGGGAUGCGAAUAUGAUAAAGAAUAAGAUAAAGGUCAUCAAAAUGCUAAUUACUGUCGUGGUCCUUUUUGGGCUUUGUUGGCUGCCUUUCCAUAUUUAUUUCGUAUUUCAAUUUCUGUAUCCAGAAAUAAACCAGUACGAACACAUCCAUUAUAUAUUUUUUUGCAUCGACUGGUUAGCCAUGUCGAACAGUUGCGUAAAUCCAGUUAUCUACGGCAUAUAUACAGACAAUUUCAGAAGGGAAUUCCGUCAAAGAAGUCCCUUCAAAUGGCGUAAAUCGACAACCAAUCCACCGAUAGAUACUACAGAAAUGAAUAAAACGCAAUGUUCGCGAACCUCCAUUAGAUUCGAAUGGAAACGCCCGAAUUCCGGCAAUUAUCCGACAGUGACAUCUUUUCAAAAAGGUGUACCGAUUAAAGGAUCGAAUAAUUCGUUCAUCGACGACCAUGAAGCAUGUACACGAAGCAACAGAAUCGGCCAUUACGCGGAUAACAUUGAAGAAAAUCAUUGCACGUCGUCAUCUAACAAAAGUGAAGAAUUAUACGUUUUUGUACCGGAACCGGAGCAAAAUCCUCACGGGAUAAAGUAUAGCUUGUAAUGCCAAAGAUUCGAUGAAUCAUAUAAUUAAUUUAUAUAGCGCUGGUGACAAACGAGAUUGAAUUUUCAUCCAAGUGUAAAUACCGUGACAUUGCAUAUAUCGUAAGUACACAAAUAAAUGUAUAUGUGUGUAUAAAUGCAGUAGCGCAGAGGUGUUCAAAUUAAGGGGUUUAUGUAUUCUUUUUCGUCUGGGUUAAAAAACAGACUCCUUUUGUUAAUAUUUAAAUUGCUUGAGAUCUUUAAAAUAUUUCUACCAAAUUAUAUAGAAAAAAUUCGGUUUCUUAGGAGUUUAACUCGCGCACUUUUGCUGUAAUGGACCGAUUGGGUGCUGACUACCUCUCGCGUAUUUUUGUUACUUACUCUGAUCGUUGCUCAUACUCAUCAGUGAUAAAAAUAACUAAAUUUCUCAUAUCAACUUAUGGAGUUACGCCAUCUUGGCGGCGUCAAAUUGAAAUAAAUUUUAAAUAUUUAAAGAAUAUUGGACGCGAGACUGUAAGAAAUCUAUAAGAAGUAUGGUAUUUAAAAGAAACCAAGCUGUUUACAUCAGUCAUGUUUUUAUUAUUGUUUGAACAGUAAAUGUAAACAGAAAUUGUACAUCGUGAUAGGCAAUAUGGUUGAUUCGAUUUGUGUUGGUCGCAAAGGUGGCUUAACUUCUUAAAGUCAAUCAUACUAUAUCUGUACAUACAUAUAUAAAGUUCAUCCUAAACAUCGAUUGUUUAAUUUUCUAUUAAUCUAUUUAAUAAGCUUAUAUAUAUGUUCCUCUUUAUAUUUAAUACUAGUAUUACCAAAAAUCUAAUGAUAGAUCGCGGAUAAUAGAACUCGUAGAAAUAAUUACGUAAUCGCAGGAAAGAUAAAAUGAACACAAUACGAAAAUUCAGUA